Messenger RNA from Knipowitschia caucasica, 501 nucleotides. The record is from the annotation of a GenBank genome assembly. Lineage: Eukaryota; Metazoa; Chordata; Actinopteri; Gobiiformes; Gobiidae.
AUGGCCAAAGUUUACACGCUGUAUGUGGGUGUGUUGGCAGGUUUGGUCUUAUACUCUGAGGCUGGCUGGAACACAACACAAGAGCCUUCUGCUAAUGUAACCGAGUGUCAUCAUCAGAGCAAUGGAGGCAACUGCACAGAUCAGUGGACCGGUCAUUUCUUGUCGUGUCCUGAACAACUCACUUACUACUGCAUCCACGGAGAGUGUCGUUACAUCAAAGAAAUGGAUCUGGCAUCGUGCAGGUGCCAUUAUGGUUUUUACGGCUCCAGAUGUGAGUUUCUGGACUUCGAUGCGCACAAAAUGGGAAAGCGAGAAAUCAUCAUCGUCGUCUGUGCAGUGGUGGGAUUGGUGCUCCUCAUUGUUUUAGUCGUCUUCAUUUGUCUCUUUACAUUUCGGAAAGGAAGACGUAGAGAGGAGCGAAGAAACGGCAACAAGCUGGACGUUAACUCGACGUUAAUUGCUGUUUCGACAGAAGAGCCACAUAAAGACGACUCUGUGUGA